Molecule: messenger RNA, 5639 nt
Organism: Talpa occidentalis (Iberian mole)
Lineage: Eukaryota; Metazoa; Chordata; Mammalia; Eulipotyphla; Talpidae
Gene: KCNC2
Product: potassium voltage-gated channel subfamily C member 2
Exons: 5
Coding region: 491-2305 (604 amino acids)
Biological process (GO): protein homooligomerization; potassium ion transmembrane transport
Cellular component (GO): voltage-gated potassium channel complex; neuronal cell body membrane; axon
Molecular function (GO): delayed rectifier potassium channel activity; protein binding
Source: RefSeq, a predicted model, not a curated record
UUCGGCAGCCCCCCCCCCAGGGCCUCGCCCCUCCUCGAAAGCAACCCCCCACCCUCUACUCGCAAGGCGUUUGUUUUUCUCGGGAAGAUGAGCUGAACGGCUCACUUCUCGUCUCAGAAAUGGAUUCUUAGUUAGCCCUUUGCUUUCCCAAGUAGUAAUAAUAUUAACAACAGCGACAAUGUGAAAAGGAAAUUGGAUCAGGAAAUUAGUCAGAGGUCUCCUUGGUGAAAGGCAGCCGCAGGGGAAUUUUUUUGCUCUGACUUCUGCUUCAGUCCUUUCGCCCGGCGCGAGAGGUGACCCGAGAACAGGUCGCGCAAAGGGCACCCCCUGGGCUCCCGCAGGCGGCGAGUCUCCAGAGUUGGCCGAGGGCAGGCGCGCCAUGCUGCUGCCGGCGAGUCGGGGGGCCUCGCGCCCCACACCACCAAGUUGCCUCCCAGGGGGUAACUCCCUGUCUAAGGGAUCUGCAGCCAGUCAUGUCUGAGCCACAGAGAUGGGCAAGAUCGAGAGCAACGAGAGGGUGAUCCUCAAUGUUGGGGGCACCCGGCACGAAACCUACCGCAGCACCCUCAGGACCCUGCCCGGGACGCGCCUGGCCCUCCUCGCCGCCUCCGAGCCCCAGGGCGACUGCCUGACCUCGUCGCCCCCACUCUCCCCGCUGCCGCGACCGCCCCCGAGGUCCCCUGGCCCCGGCGGCUGCUUCGAGGGCGGCGCGGGCAACUGCAGCCCCCGCGGCGGGGGCAGUGACCACCUCGGGGGCGGCCGCGAGUUCUUCUUCGACCGGCACCCGGGCGUCUUCGCCUAUGUGCUCAACUACUACCGCACCGGCAAGCUGCACUGCCCCGCCGACGUGUGCGGGCCGCUCUUCGAGGAGGAGCUGGCCUUCUGGGGCAUCGACGAGACGGACGUGGAGCCCUGCUGCUGGAUGACCUACCGGCAGCACCGCGACGCCGAGGAGGCGCUGGACAUCUUCGAGACCCCCGAUCUCAUCGGCGGCGACCCUGGCGACGACGAAGACCUGGCGGCCAAGAGGUUGGGCAUCGAGGACGCCGCAGGCCUAGGGGGCCCCGACGGGAAGUCUGACCGCUGGAGGAGGCUGCAGCCCCGCAUGUGGGCCCUCUUCGAGGACCCCUACUCGUCCAGAGCCGCCAGGUUUAUUGCUUUUGCUUCUUUAUUCUUCAUCCUGGUUUCAAUCACAACAUUUUGCCUGGAGACACAUGAAGCUUUCAAUAUUGUUAAAAACAAGACAGAACCAGUCAUCAAUGGCACAAGUGUUGUUCUACAAUAUGAAAUUGAAACGGAUCCCGCCUUGACGUAUGUAGAAGGAGUGUGUGUCGUGUGGUUUACGUUUGAAUUUUUGGUCCGUAUUGUUUUUUCUCCCAAUAAACUUGAAUUCAUCAAAAAUCUCUUGAAUAUCAUUGACUUUGUGGCCAUCCUGCCUUUCUACUUAGAGGUGGGACUCAGUGGGCUCUCAUCCAAAGCUGCUAAAGAUGUGCUUGGCUUCCUCAGGGUGGUAAGGUUUGUGAGGAUCCUGAGAAUCUUCAAACUCACCCGUCAUUUUGUAGGUCUGAGAGUUCUUGGACAUACUCUUCGAGCUAGUACUAAUGAAUUUUUGCUGCUGAUAAUCUUCCUGGCACUAGGAGUUUUGAUAUUUGCUACCAUGAUCUACUAUGCUGAGAGAGUAGGAGCUCAACCUAAUGACCCGUCAGCUAGUGAGCACACACAGUUCAAAAACAUUCCUAUUGGGUUCUGGUGGGCUGUGGUGACCAUGACGACCUUGGGCUAUGGAGAUAUGUAUCCCCAGACCUGGUCAGGGAUGCUGGUGGGAGCCCUGUGUGCUCUGGCUGGAGUGUUGACAAUAGCCAUGCCGGUGCCUGUCAUUGUCAACAAUUUUGGAAUGUACUACUCUUUGGCAAUGGCGAAGCAGAAACUUCCAAGGAAAAGAAAGAAGCACAUCCCUCCUGCCUCUCAGGCAAGCUCACCAACUUUUUGCAAGACAGAUUUAAAUAUGGCCUGCAAUAGCACUCAGGGUGACACGUGUCUGGGUAAAGACAAUCGACUUCUGGAACACAACAGAUCAGUGUUAUCAGGUGACGACAGUACAGGAAGUGAGCCGCCAUUAUCACCCCCAGAAAGGCUCCCCAUCAGACGUUCUAGUACCAGAGACAAAAACAGAAGAGGGGAAACGUGUUUCCUACUGACGACAGGUGAUUACACGUGUGCUUCUGAUGGAGGCAUCAGGAAAGAUAACUGCAAAGAUGUUGUCAUUACUGGUUACACGCAAGCCGAAGCCAGAUCUCUUACUUAAUGGCUUGGGGAAGGCACAAAACACGAGAGAAAGGUAACUGCCAGCCAGGCGUGCAUUGUUUAGCCAGGAAUUGCUGCUUGGUAAUAGUCAUUCUUUUUUUAAAUCCCAGAAUUUGUCAUCAUUUUCAGAGGCAGAGUGCCAAUAUCACCCAAAGCUCUCGUGUCUUUUUACCCCCUUCUUUUAUUUUUAUUUCUUAAUUUUUGUGCAAACAUCAAAGAACAUCGGUGUUCAUGGGAGGUUUUCUUGACCAGCCUUAAACUUCAAACUCAUUGGACUAAUCUGAUUUUCAGGCAAUGUUUUAUCAGGUGCUUUGUCCUAUAUGUUGUUUUGUUUGUCUUAGUUCCCUGUCUUAACUGUGUAUCCCAUCUGUCUCCGUGAAGCACAGAAAUGCCUUGAUCAGGUGUUCAUUAUUUUAGUGUUGGGUCUUCUGCCCCACCCUUUGCCUUCAUUGCUAUUUAUAACAGCCUCUCUGCUUUAUGUAUAAAUUAACAAUACCCUGUAGACUACCUAAGUGAAUUGGUACUGUGGACCUUUUUGAUAAGCAGGAUUAAAGUAGUUUUACAUCACCAUUGCAUUUGGAUGCCUGCUACAGUGUCAGUUUCUACUACCUAGCAACCAGCAUUUAUCACUACACUCAAACAAAGCCCCUAAGGAGGCUUAUUCUGUCCAAGUGAAAGAAAUUCUGUUUACACAUUUCUAUAAAUGCAAUAGCAACAGUGUGUCUGGUCUUUUGGGCAUGGGAGGGAAAAAAAAAAUGACAUAUAAACAACUUUUCUAAGGCAUACAGGAUCUGUGAGGUUGUUGAUUCGUUCCUAAUUCUCAUGUCUUUGUUAGGAAGACAAUUGUCACUUUUGCUAUCAGCACAUACUGUGUAUUAUUCUAGAUCCCAAGUACUAGAGCAUGAUCUGCAUGUCAGAGAUCUUGUACAGCAGUGUCUCCACCCAGACGUACAUAUCUGAUAUUUAGAGAUUCAGUGAUCCUUGUGAUAACAAUACACAUAGAAAGUUAUAAUUACACGCAUCUUUAUUGUAAAGGAAUUAAUAUACUGUCUGGUGCUGCUGUUAUUGGCUGCAGUGUUAUACAGAAUUUAUCAUGGAUUUUUGGCUGCUGAAAAAGGGACAGUGGAAUUUAGCCAUGCCAAGGACUGUCCCGGAAACAGACUUCUGCUGCUGAACGUGCCCUGCUGUGACCAGGUUGCACUUGGAAGAGGUCCCCGCAACGACACGAGUCAUUUAAAGUUUUUAAAAGAACUGUGACUGGAACUCAUUUGGUGCUCUCCAUCUGAGUGGUCUGCUUAACAACGGGCCGUGUCCAGGAAACAAUUGUAAAUAUCAAAGUGUAUGCAUGGGUCAAAAGCUUUGGCCAGCUCAUAUCCAAGGAAGCCAAAUUCACAAUCAGCAUCUCGGAAGCUUCAAAUGAGGCCCUUAUCUCUGUGAAUUACCAUUCCUGGGCCCGCAGUAGAUUGUGCUGUCAAUCAUGCAAGGCAGUGAUACUGGUGUAGUAUAGGUCUGUCUUAAUUUCCCUGGUUUCUUCCUAUUGUUUGGAUCCAUGAACAUUGAUUGUAUCAUUUUCUUAUAAACAAGUUAUGUUAUUAGCUUGUCACAUUAUGUUGUAAACUUUUCAGUGCCUAUUAUAAAAACUGACAUAUUUUUAAUCACAUCUUUGUUUAGUUCUGGAAAAUAGUGACCAAAAAAAUGCUCACCAACAUUCUUCAUAGUUUAAGUCUUUUGUCAUUGUUACCUCAAUUAUAAAUACAAAAAAAAAAUCUGGAAUGAGAGUAUUUUUUUAUUGAUAAAGGCGAAGUGUCAGCAUAUAGUAGAAUCUUAAAUUAUAUCUUCAAAUGUAUAUUUUGCAUAAAAGAGAUAUUCUUCAAUCACUUUUUUGUGAGUUUUGUGACUAAUUAAGCUUGUACUUGUCUUUAAAACUGUUGCAGCUGAAACUGUAUAAGAAUUCUUCACCAUGCUUAAUCAGUGUUACCAGAAUCUAUUCGUUCCCCUGGGAUUCUGAAUAUAAUGUAUAUGCUAACUAUGAACCCCUGUAUCGUGGACCUUUUGUGAAUAUUUCAAGGUGCAUGCACAACCUUGGCGAUAACAAAUGAAACUGUAACUAACUGAAAUGAAGAAUAAAAGGCAAACGAGCUGGGGAUUAACUUGAAUACAAUGUGAUUAAAUUAUUCAUAAUUUUCCUGACUCUUUUCUCUGUUUUUGUGUUUGCAACAGACUAUGCUAUACUUUUGCUUCUUGGUACCAAACCAGAUACUCACACAUGAUAAUUUGGAAUGAAAUUCCAAAUACUUAACUCUCGUUUUCAUUCAAGUUUUAGGCAUGUGUAGUUAGUGUUUUCUUCUUCUAAGUGUUUUGUCUACCUAAAAUUUCGUCUAUAAUUUUGAGAUGGCAAAAUCAUUAUUAUGGAAUUAUAUAUUAAUAUGACAUGUUAUGCCUAGUACUGAAUCUUUACUUCUAUUUUCCAACUUAAUCAUCACAGCAGUUCUGAGGCAAAUGGUUUUUGUUUUAAUUUUAUUGGUGAUAAAGUUAAGCAUCAGAAAGGCAUAAUUGUUCUUUUAUAUUUUGUCACAGAUAAACUUCCCUGCCAUAGUUCCUUAUUAUUUAAAUAUUUGCUAAAGCUCUUUUUGUAUAUGUCUUAUCUCCUGAAUAUGGCUUUUGCAUCACUUCUGGGUUAUGAGUCUGUUUCAGCACAUCACACAUAAAAACCAGAAGGAUUAGGGAAAGGGUUAAAGGAAAAUGAUAAUAAGGUUGGUGAACCCAACACUUUCCCAUGAUGCAUCAAUAUAAUCUUUUUUUAAUGUAUAAAAAUGCACAGUGCUAUUAAGAAACAAUAAAGAAACUAAGCUCAGAAAAGGAAAUAUGUCCAAAUAUAAUUAUUAAUGAAAUGUUUCUAACAAUGGUGUCAGGAUGUAGGAUUUACUAUAAAAAGAAAAAAGAUAUAGGUUGGGCAAAAAAUGUGUUAUAAUAUAUAAUAACUUGCCAUUAAAUUUUGAUUUAAAAACCAAGAUUAAAUGGUCAUGAAUGCAAAGUGAAGAUAUUCAUUGUAUUUUUGAAAUAAAUCACAAGGCAGGCUAAUGGGAUAGCAGUAGCGAACUGAUCUUAGAAAUAGACAAUGAAUAUGUUAGAAACUUAUAUUACAAAGCAGAGACUCUGGAGGAUUCAUAAUGUGCUUGAAGACAUUUACAACUAAAUGAAUCUAUUAAAAUAUUGAAAUCCCUAGUAGUUUAUGAUGACUAAAAUAUGUAGUCUAAAAUUUGUCCUUGCAGAUAAAAACUGUCUUCCUUCCCAUUUUCCCUGACAAAAUUCAAUUAAUUGUUUAAAUGCUUGGA